Molecule: messenger RNA, 2391 nt
Organism: Triplophysa rosa
Lineage: Eukaryota; Metazoa; Chordata; Actinopteri; Cypriniformes; Nemacheilidae
Product: CD276 antigen-like
Exons: 3
Coding region: 993-1664 (223 amino acids)
Biological process (GO): positive regulation of T cell proliferation; cellular response to lipopolysaccharide; T cell costimulation
Cellular component (GO): external side of plasma membrane
Source: RefSeq, a predicted model, not a curated record
CUCGUGAGAGAGAGUCAUUUUCCACAAUGAUUUGCCGAGAAGACGUAGCGCAUGCGUAACUGCACGUUCAUGUUCUUCAAUCAUGACGGCAGACAUAGGAUCCACAGCUAGAUCAAUGAGUAUAGAAGCCAUAUGAUUACAACGACCAUCAAAAUUAUGAAAUUAUUGAACAUUAUGGGAAUUUUUUCAUUAUUGAUCGUACAGAGGUCAAAAUUAUGGUACAAAUACGAUAAUUAUGGUACGUCUGGCAACACUGUAUGAGGGUUAAAUGCAGCCCGCCUUGUCAUAAGGUUUGACUUCAUCAUGCCAUAGCGUGCCAACCAACAGGCGUAUGACAUCAAGGUACCGCGAGAGCGCUUCUAAAACAUGUGCAGCGGUAAGCUCUCAAAUCGCUCUCGUGGUGUUUUGAUGUCAUACCCGAUCAGACUGAGCACCGCCAUAUGGAGGUGCACACAACAUUAUUGACGGAAGCACAAAUAAUGCUUGGUUUACAAAGCCAUUUUAAAAAGGAGAGAAGUUUCUGACUUCGGUCUCUCGAUUAUUUGUACGAUAUUCAUCGAUUCAUAAUACUGUGGCACCAUGAUCAUUGGGUAUGUUUAAUGAAUUCUGAGUAAAAUGUUAUAGAUCGUCAAAGACGUCAUAGUUGUUAGCAUUGAAUGGCUAAUGCCUUUUCCCUUUUACACAUUUUAACUAUAUAAAGAACUUUAGCUAGGUGUCAGGCUAGGCUAAAGUUACGGGGUAAAUAUGCUUUUGCAAUAGCCUUAGGUCACAGCUUUAUACAUUUUCUCUUUAGCAUUUGUUUUAAUAUAGUUUUGACUGGGUUAAGUUUAGUGUUAAGAAAGCGCACAGUACCAAAGAGGAAGACCAACCAUGUGAAAAUCCAUAGCCCUGUUUUAGCAUUUGAGGGGAACAUAAGUUUGGUGAUAGUUUUGUAUGAAGCUAUAAGUCUAUGAUCGUGAUGUUGCUUUGCUAGUACUAGUAGCUACAGAAACAUGUUUUCUUUUCUUUUAAUCUGUAGUUGUUGGUUCAUCUGUGUAUUUGUACUGCUGAAAAACAUCUGCACUGCUGAUACAGUGUAUUCACAGGACAAAGUUGAGGGGCUUAUUGGAUGUAAUGUUUCCUUGCCAUGUGCAUCAAGUAAAAAUGAGCAGAACCUUCAAGCUAUUAAUGUGCUUUGGAGAUAUAAUGACAGCACAAAUGUCUUGGCCAUCAUUAAUGGUGAAGCUUCUGUAGAGCAUCAGAAGCUCAAGUACAAGUACAGAACUCAAACUUUCCCUGAUCAGUACACGGACGGAAACUUCACCUUAAAACUCAACAAUCUGACACACACUGAUGCAGGAACGUACCAAUGCCUCAUCUCACAUUCUUUAGAACAUGUGACCGUGUUGCUGCUUGUUAAUGAAUCACCAGAAGAAAAGCCAUCAGAUGUAGGAGGAGGAAAGAGGACCAUAUUAAUUCUUAUGAUUUGUGUUUCCCUGUUUAUUGUUAUUAUAUGUAUAGUAAUUGCCACAGUGAUGAUAAGGGGUUGUAAAUCCUCUAGUUUAGAAGUAUCUGCUACUGGAGCGCGCCUGUCCUGCCCAGUUUGGUUCAAACCGAUAUCAAACACACCUGAAGCAACCAAUCAGAAUAAUCUGGAUUACGCAGGGAUCCCCUCUAACAUAUAAGAACAGUGGCACUGAUGCCACAAAGUAAAAGUUCUGUAAAUGUGGUCUCAGGUACCUGAUUUACAGGCUCAGCCUACCUGCUUACUGGGCCUCCACCUUCCUGUCUUUAGUGACAGUUCUUCCUAUAUACCUCCUCUACCCCAACUACUAUAUUCCACUUUAUAUCAUUUCAGAAAACCAUUUUUGUUUAUCAUUAUUUCUUUUAAGACUGAAUGGUUUUGUAAGAGUAUUAUGUCGAAAUGGGUCGCAGCUCAUGUCAUGUUCAUCUUAAUAACCUAGGGGGCUACUGAGCUGAUUAAGAUGCUCUGAAUUCCAGAUGACAGCCAAGUUGUGACAUUGAAAAGAGCGAGUCCACAAGGUAGAUUGCAAAAAUGUCAUUUCCUGUGCUACAUUUCAGAACUGUCCGUUUGUUAAUCAAUGGACUCAGAAGUUCAUCACUAUGAUUUUGCUCAGGGUCCAUAGAUGUGAUCCACUGGUCCAGCUGGAAUUUUUUCCCAUUUUUCAUGUUUUUUUUAUUUCUGGCUAGACUUCAUAACAAAUGGCUGCUUAAGUCAUAUUAAUAAAAUUAAAAGGCCAUGACAUAUAGUAUAAUAUUUCUUCUCCUUCUGUCCUCAUUCUGCUUUUGAAAUAUUCUAUAUUCACGCUAGCAGAGUCUUUGUGCCUGCAGCUCAAACUAACAACAAGAAUCAACUGGCCUUCUCUUAUUACCUGUGCUUGACUCCAUUAC